Messenger RNA from Wasmannia auropunctata (little fire ant), 1117 nucleotides. It is a transcript of the gene Obp9, whose product is annotated as general odorant-binding protein 83a-like. The record is from RefSeq and is a predicted model, not a curated record. The transcript is spliced from 7 exons. Gene Ontology annotation, molecular function: odorant binding. The coding region runs from base 88 to 477 and encodes 129 amino acids. Lineage: Eukaryota; Metazoa; Arthropoda; Insecta; Hymenoptera; Formicidae. Gene Ontology annotation, biological process: sensory perception of smell.
AUUAGGUUCUACGAUUAUACUCUCAUUAACUAUAGUGCUGUCUGACUAGUUUCUUUCAAAAGCUUGUAGCAAGAAACAUCGAGGAACAUGAAGAUUACAAAUAUAUUAUUCGUUACUUUAUCGCUUAUGCUAGUCGGAGCACAAGCGGACAUUAAACGAGAGUGUCGUCAACAAACAAAUGUUUCUUGGGCAUCCUUAAAACAACUAAAGGCUGGUAACAUUGAACAAAAUGAUAUGAAAUUAAAAUGUUAUUUGAAAUGCUUUAUGGUAAAAAGUGGUAUUGUUGAUGAGAAUAGCAAUGUAGAUGUUGAAAAAGCUCUGCGUCAUCUCCCGCGCAAUAUGCAAGAGUCAUCGAGAAAAAUUCUUAAUCGAUGUAAAUCAAUUCAAGCGGAGAAUGUUUGCGAUAAAGCUUUUCAAAUAGCUACAUGUUAUGUUAAAGCACAACCUGAAAUCUUAAAAAGCGUACCACUUAUUUAAAAAUUGCUUUGAUAUACAUGUGUAAAGCAUUGCAUUAUGGAAGAUACAAAAAUAGCAGCAUGAAGUAGCCGUAUAUGUAGAUUGUUUCAUUACAUUAAAUUACAUUAUUUGAAGAAUAUAUACAUAUACGAAGAUAAUUCUUCUAAAAGAAAAUGUGUAAAAAUUAUUUAACACCUCUAAGCUUACCCGUACUUUGCUUAUCACUAUUAUCAAGUUUUACUUUAACUUUUAAAAAUUGAACCUAUAAUAAACAUAUUAAUAUAUAUCAAUUACAUAAGAUAACAUAAUAAAAUUAAUUCUAUAAAUACAUUUUAUGUUUGUGAAAAAUUAAAAAAAAAGAUGCCGAUAGAGAAAAAGAUGAAUGAGACCAUGGUAACGCAUAAUAUUUGUUUACAUUUUAUGUCACAGAAUACAGAUAAAUUUUCAGCACUACACAUCUUGUCAAUAUCUCAGAAAUUUUUCAGGGUAAAAUAUUAAAGUAUUCGCAUUUCAUAAGAUCAUAAAAAUUCAUCAUGUGUGAUCAUUGUGCCAAAAUUACGAGUCAAAAAGGAUAUGCUGGGCAAGUAACUUGUCGAUGCGAUGGCGAGAAAAAGACCAGUAACAAUAAGGAAAAGGACUUCGCUGGAUGUUGUAGUAAAAA